UUGAUAAAUUUCACCAGAAGAAUAAAUAUUUCUAACUUAACAAUGAACUUGGUAACUCAUCCUCUAGAAUUUAUGAGUUUUUAUAGUUAGGUGUUAAUCAUUAUAUAAUUUUAAGAUCCUAUGAAUGGUAGUGACAGAUGACUUGGCAGGAUUACCCUGAGGUCAUGGCGGCACACCGUGAUCACAAGCACUAUGUGGAUUGGUCCCUUACCAGCACAGCAACAAUCUUGGCCUCAAAGUUUCCUGCUCAUCAUGUGUUAGUUAUCAAACCCAGCAGAAUGGAAAGGAAAACAUUCAGCUGUUAUGACAACUUUGUGUCUAGCAACAGUGUUGGUGCACCAACACAUGAACCUAGAGUAACAGCCUUGAGUCACCUUGCCACACUAAUACCAGAAGCACUCAGGAAAGCUCAAGCUCUGCAUACAAAUACAAGAGAAGAAAUACCUACAGUUCACCAAUCUUGUGACUCAUCACAGUCAUCCUGUAUCAAUAACCCUCAUGAAUGGGGCACUUCAGAUCCUCAAUAUUGUGCUGCAAAUAUUCCUCUUUGGUUAAAAAAUUACUUUGAAGAGACGGACCUUGAUGAGAUAAUUCUCAUUGGGUUUAGCAAGGGAUGUGUUGUACUAAACCAAAUUAUAACUGAACUUCAUGCUUUGAUGACUGUGGAAUCAUUGCAAAACAAGCAGACUGUUAACUUUAUUGAUAAGGUAAGAUGUUUUUAUCAUGUCAUUUGCAUGGUAUGGUAUUGAAAUUGAUAAAGGAUAAAUGAAUGUAUGGCAUAUAUUUCCUUAGCCAUAAAUAAGCUC
Scylla paramamosain (green mud crab) is the source of this 806-nucleotide messenger RNA. RefSeq names its product mitochondrial protein C2orf69 homolog. The transcript is spliced from 2 exons. NCBI's taxonomy places the organism in Eukaryota, Metazoa, Arthropoda, Malacostraca, Decapoda, Portunidae. Gene Ontology annotation, cellular component: mitochondrion. The record is from RefSeq and is a predicted model, not a curated record. The coding region runs from base 138 to 749 and encodes 203 amino acids.